AUGUUAUCAAAAAAACGGUUAAUUUUAUCAAGAAUAAAACUCAAUAGAAUAUAUUGGCGAUGGUUUUCAUUAAAAUCCAGCGCCGGAGAAAUCGAGAUUCCAUUUUCAAACGGCACUGUUCUCAAAUUGUCAACGGGCCGCUAUGCCAGGUUUGCGGAUGGAGCCUGUGUGGCGAGACUAGGGGAUACAAGUAUAUUAUCCACAGUAGUAUCUAAAGCUAAGCAAAGCACAGCGUCAUUUCUACCUUUAGUUGUGGAUUAUAGACAGAAGGCAGCUGCAGCGGGCCGGAUACCAACUAACUUUCUCAGAAGAGAAUUAGGGCCAACGGAACGUGAGAUCCUCACAUCACGUUUGAUUGACCGUUCCCUGAGGCCAUUAUUUCCACAUAACUACAACUAUGACACCCAGAUAGCAUGUAACAUGAUGGCAGUAGAUGCUACAAAUCCUCCUGAGGCUAUAGCUAUUAAUGCUGCCAGUGCUGCUUUAGCACUAUCUGAUGUACCCUGGAAUGGUCCAGUAGGAGCAGUCAGGUUAGGUCAAAUAGAUAACGAAGUGAUAAUUAACCCUACCCGCAAAGACCUGGAGAAUUCAACUCUGAAUCUGGUCGUAGCUGCUGCUAGCGGGAAACUUGUUGUCAUGCUGGAAGGUCAUGCACAGGAUAUACUACAACAGGAUCUUCUAAAAGCCAUCAAAUUAGGUGCAAAAGAGGCUCAGCUCAUAGUCCGUGGUAUAGAGAAACUGGCGAAAGACCAUGGCAAGAAGAAACGCGAGUAUUUAAUACCACAGCCACCUCCGCAAACUGUUAUUGAUUCCAUCCACACACUCUCUAGCAUGAAAAUCAGGGAAAUACUUAGUGAUGCUUCUCAUGACAAAAUGUCACGGGACAAUGCCAUUUCGGAACUGCGUCAAACGGUUCUGAACCAACUACGGGACGAGUCGACUCAAGCUAUAGAUUUACAAGAAUGUUUCAAUGCAAACCUGAGGCAGAUAUUUAGGGAUAUGAUCUUUGAAACUGAUACCCGGUGUGAUGGAAGACAUUUGGAUGAUCUGAGGAACAUUAGUUGUGAGGUGUCCCUAUAUCCGCCGCUGCACGGCAGCGCGUUGUUCCAGCGUGGACAGACCCAGGUGCUGUGUACGGUUGCCUUCGAUUCACCAGACAGUGCGCUCAAGAUGGACACCUUAACUAUGCUCACAAGUGGCAUAAAGGAGAAGAGUUUCUUCCUCCACUACGAGUUCCCGGCGUACGCGACGGGCGAGGUGGGGCGCGGCGGGGGCGGGGCGGGGCGGCGCGAGGCGGGGCACGGCGCGCUGGCCGAGCGCGGCCUGCUGCCCGUCGUGCCGCUGCAGCCCUACGCGCUCCGACUCACCGCCGAGGUGCUCGAAUCCAACGGUUCAAGUUCAAUGGCGUCAGUGUGCGGCGGUUCCCUGGCGUUGUUGGACGCGGGCGUGCCUCUGGCCAGUCCAGCCGCGGGAGUGGCCAUAGGGCUCGUGUCCAGGUACAACGCCACCGGACAGAUGGAGGAUUACAGGAUACUCACUGAUUUGUUAGGUAUCGAAGACUACAUGGGCGAUAUGGACUUCAAGAUAGCCGGUACUAAGAAAGGGAUAACGGCCCUUCAAGCUGACGUCAAAAUACCUGGUCUACCUCUCAAGGUGGUUAUGGAGUCAAUUCAGAAGGCCUGCGACGCCAAGAGCAAAAUCAUUGACAUUAUGAAUCAGUGUAUUGAUAAACCAAGACAGAGUCCAAAAGAAAAUAUGCCUGUCAUUGAGGAGAUGCAAGUAGAAGCUCACAAGAGGUCCAAGCUGCUUGGAGUCGGAGGCUUUAACCUUAAGAAGUUGUAUGUGGACACUGGAGUGCAGGUAACUCCAAUAGACGAGACGAAGUACAGCGUGUUCGCGCCGUCGCAAGCCGCCAUGGACGAGGCUCGCGCGCGCAUCUCCACGUGGCUCAGCGCUGAACGAACUCCUGAACUUGAGUUCGGAGCUAUCUACAAGGCCAAGGUCGUGGAGGUCAAGGACAUCGGUGUACUGGUCACGCUGUACACGGGCAUGGCGCCCGCCUUGGUACAUAAUACACAGUUGGAUCACAGGAAGAUAUCACACCCAUCAGUCCUGGGACUGGACAUCGGGUCCGAGAUACAAGUGAAAUACUUCGGCCGCGACCCAGUGUCGGGUCAGGCGCGGCUGUCACGUAAGGUCCUCACAUCUCCACCGCCAGGCGUCGUUCGGAAACUCGACAAAGAUUAG
This is a messenger RNA of Arctia plantaginis, 2247 nucleotides long. The record is from the annotation of a GenBank genome assembly. NCBI's taxonomy places the organism in Eukaryota, Metazoa, Arthropoda, Insecta, Lepidoptera, Erebidae.